This is a messenger RNA of Pleurotus ostreatus (oyster mushroom), 3540 nucleotides long. RefSeq lists its product as uncharacterized. Gene Ontology annotation, biological process: regulation of transcription by RNA polymerase II. Gene Ontology annotation, molecular function: DNA-binding transcription factor activity, RNA polymerase II-specific. The record is from RefSeq and is a predicted model, not a curated record. Bases 1 to 3540 code for a protein of 1179 amino acids. NCBI's taxonomy places the organism in Eukaryota, Fungi, Basidiomycota, Agaricomycetes, Agaricales, Pleurotaceae. The transcript has 3 exons. Gene Ontology annotation, cellular component: nucleus.
AUGUCCUCACACCCCACUUAUCUUCCAACAAAGGCAUACUUCUAUGCCACGGGCAAUACCCCUGCUGUGGAUCUCCUGGAUUCCAUUCCGCCAGAAGAUGAUGGCCGCGUAUUGAUUCUAGGAUGUGGUGAUCCAAGGAACAUCCUGCAUUCUGUAUAUACCAGGGGGGAUCCCGGUGAUCGUCGGCUCGAUGUAACCUGCUGCGACAUAGAGCCUGCAGUCAUAGCACGGAAUGUUCUGCUGUUGACUCUGAUCACCGAGCUGGAUCUCAGUUCGGAUAAUACCUUGCCCCAAAUAUGGGCUCUCUUUUACCAUUUGUAUCUGGACAAGAUUACUCUCGACCUCGUCGUUUCACAGUCCCAAAAGCUGGCCGAAGCCUCCAGUGACCUCGCCACUUGGUCAUCUUCUCCCUACGCCAGCUUCAUCAAGUUAUGUUCUGCUCACACGUGUUCUGAGCUCAACCGCUGCUGGACCAAGUAUGUGGAGAUGGGCACACGCCCCGCAAGUGAGCAGCUGUCGGCACGCGCUCGUUUCGCGAAGGAGAUGAAGCAAGAAAGACAGUACGACGAGGUCGACACCUCCAUCCGGACGUCGGGGCCUUGGUUCGUAGACAUGAUGCUGGUGGGAAACAAGCACUUCAGGAACUACUGGGACACCGGCGUUACGUCGAUCAGCACGUCUUCCGAAAAGGCCACGUAUGUGAACCCGACAUUCGGAUUCACGUCGGUAGGCGGCGAGCGCUUUCUUGUUCACUACGGCUCCGACCCCAUCCUCGAUUUCCACCUCGCUCCCGUGUUGGCGCCGGUAGAAGGGGGAAAGAGUGUUCUCAAAGACGAUCUGAAAGUGAGCGACCUGGAUACGUGCGCGCUGGACGAACUCCGGGGGUGGUGUGCUUCAUUCAAGCGCGCGGUCAGAACCCCCAGAGUCACUGUUCGGUACUUUGUAGGCGACGCCCUCGCAUUCUGCUACGCACUCCAAGCCAAGAACGAGGGUAUCGAUCGUCGCACCGCCCCAUUCAUACAUUCUUCGACAAGCCAGACCAUCACACUGAAUAAAGAUGAUUACGGUGACGCUGGACCAGCACCAACACGCUUCAAUGUCCUCGAAUCAUCCAACCUGGCCGAUCACACAGGCCUUCUCAACCUUCUACCAGCAGCGAUACCCCUCCUCGAAGAGUCUCCAUCGUCUGUGCUCAUCACCGACACUCUUCUCCCUGCCGGCGAGAGUUCGCAGAGAGCUCUAGAACAUCAUCUCUGCGGCGACGUUGCGGUCAUGUCGCUUCUCCUCGGUGUGGCACCCACGGCCUACUCUUCUGGGUUCUCGUCGGUAUCCAAGGUCAACGAGAGCCUCUUCAGCAGCGCGUCAUCGGCUACGCACCAAUCUCGAGAAACGUUCAUUUGGAGAUUCACCUCUGUUCAGGAUGGCACUGCGACGAAGCCGGUCUUCAACGCCUCUCAGCUCGCUGGGUUCCUGCAUGGCGUCUACUUAAAGAUGUUUUCAUCGGAAAAUGUAUCGCAGCUUCGAGGGAUCCAGUCGAAUCCGUCCGCACAAAAGUUCGCUGGAUUGGCACUCAAACACUACACUCGACGCAGCUUUGCCAUCCUCCUGCGGUCUAUACGAGACCGUGUAUCGACAGAGUGGGACUUCAUGUUGUCUUUGCUGACAGGCCGCAUCGAGGACGACACGAGCUUGAUUAUAGGAUCAAAUUCAUUCCAGGAUCUGUACGGGUGGCUUCAUUUAACGGGCCUCUAUACCCCCGGUACUCUCGAACUCAACCAAACCGCCGUGUCAACCAAAGAUAGUGGUGGAGGCCGGUUCCAGCGAUGGAAGGACAUCCCUGGGAUGGUAUGCGUUGUGAUUGUCGUCCCUCGACAACGCCUUCGGAUUCUCACGGAUCUCGACCCCAUGGAAGUUGGCACCCCUGUCCUCCACGCAGAUGUGCGCCUGCCGUACGCCCAUAAUAUGUUCUCCUCAAUACAGCUCUGCUUCGGGACGUGUCGCGCUGUGGAUAACCAGGCCGAGCCCGGAGUCGACAUGGUGGAGAUUGACGAAGACCCUGCUGGACUGCGCGGCACCUCCCCCAUGAUCGUUUCUGUCUGGAUGCCAGCAUGGAUUCUGCGCCAAGAUCCCGCUAAUACCAAGGUCGGGCUGUCCAUCCACCCUUCGCCGUUCUUGGUGCUGAAGCUGAUGCCGCGGCUCGGCAUGCAUCUCGCGCUCUUUGAUACGAAGUUGACGGAUACGCAGCAUGUACACAUCGUACGCGACCGCCCUGGGAUGUUCGGGUCCGAACGCACUCUGUUCUCGAAAUUGCCGACACCCGUGAAGAGCUUCGUGCACGAUGCGGCGUCGAAUGCGAAUGACGUCGAGCUGGACUUUGGUUGCGAGAGGAUCGCGCUGCUCAAAUCUAGGGUGGACAUCGUGGAUCCCGAGGCGAAACAGGCACUCGCUAGCGGUGCCGAGGUCGAGUCCGCACAACGGAGUAAUUCUACGGUUGCCGUGAUUAUCCAGGGCAUCGAGCAUGUCAUCAACUUCGAUGUUCCUGUCGACGUGAGGUCUGUCAAGCUCAGGAUUGCCCGCAAGUCGAGUUAUGUUGAGGUGCAUGUGCCUGUUGCCCACGACGACCGUCGCUUGCACAGAUUCUUCGACCCUUCUCCUGUGCUCGUGAAGAACGCCCCUCCCCUCUUGCGAUACAUCCAUUACUUGGACCUGGACACACUCCCCAUUCUGGACACCGAAAACCCCGAGCGACUCAGUCUUCUACGCGUGCAUAUGGCCGGCGCAUUUUCCCAACGUGAGCGAACAAUGCGGGAUACCGUCCCUCAGGAGCAGCGAGAUACCAUUUGCAACGUCAAAGACUCCAUUGCGUCGAUACUGCUGAUCGCGGCAGGCGUCCAGCAAGUCAAAUCAAAGGUGUUUGCUCUCGACAUGCCCCCGGACAUCGGCAUCUACACCCUUGUCUUUGUCGAGGACCUCCGUGUCGAUCUUGCGUCCAGUACUGUUGUCGUCGAUGCAUACAUCCUCCCGCUCACAAGAGCAGUGAUGUCCAAGAUUUUCGACGAUCUGAAUGCACUGUCUCCAGGCACAGUCAGCGUCGUCACGCACCGCGAUGAGAUGAUCGCCUGGAAGCGUCUCCUCCCCGCUUUCACUGAACGAUGUCGCAAAUGGAACCACAGGCCAGAUUGCGAGUACACCCAGACAGGCAAAAUCCCACUGUCGACCGAGGCGACGGAAGUGCCUAUCUGCUCAUGCGGGGUCGGGAAGGACGUCGGGACGUUUGCUAUGCGCCACAAGUGGAAGAGCGUCGCGCCAUACGUGACGCGCGCGGCCAUCAGUCCGCUCUUUGCGGUGGCUUUCUUGGAGGAACUGGGGACGCCCUUGGGAGGAGAGAUGAAUACAGGCGACGAGCCGCAAUGCGCGGCCUGUGGAGGACCUGGAAAGCCGAAGUUGCUUCGUUGCGCUCGAUGCAAGAAGGUCAGCUAUUGUAGCGCUGCUUGCCAAAAGGCGGCAUGGAAAAGGCAUAAAGUUAAUUGCAAGGCUUGA